Arvicola amphibius (Eurasian water vole) is the source of this 2621-nucleotide messenger RNA. RefSeq names its product 60S ribosomal protein L39-like. Gene Ontology annotation, cellular component: cytosolic large ribosomal subunit; ribosome. Bases 2291 to 2533 code for a protein of 80 amino acids. Lineage: Eukaryota; Metazoa; Chordata; Mammalia; Rodentia; Cricetidae. The transcript has a single exon. The record is from RefSeq and is a predicted model, not a curated record. Gene Ontology annotation, biological process: translation. Gene Ontology annotation, molecular function: structural constituent of ribosome.
GUCUGGGCUUUAAGUCUCAUUGCAUCUCCAUGUCCAAGAUGCUUGCUUACUUCUUCCUUUAGCGUAGACAGCUGAGGAUAGUUCUGGGCCAUGGAUUAAUAUGUCUACCCCUAGCGUCGUCAUAUUAGUCCCUUUUUUUAAGUGACAAAAUAUUUGACAAGAACCAAAUUAAGAGGAAAAAGAUUUAUUUUGAUUGACAGUUCCCAGGAACACAGUCUAGCCCAGCUGGGAAAACAUGGCAGCAGGUGCAGGAUGCAUCUUCAGCCAGGGAGCCGAGAGUGACAGAUGCUAGCUCACUUUCUCCUCUGUGUUCCAUCUAUGAGUCCUACCCAUGGAAUGGUCCAUAGUUAGGGUGGCUCUUCCCACCCCAAUCAACCAGCGUAGAAAGUUCCUCCCAGGCUUGCCCAGAGGCUUGUCUUCUAAGUGGUUGUAGAUUCUGUGGAUAAUCAGUUACUAGCCAUCCAAAUCUGCAAUAGGCUCGCUGCUUACUAUGGCCUCACAACCUUGGGUGCCAGGAAAUGAACUGUAGUUUCUGCCACUGUGGAAGACUUUCAGAGUAUUUCUCACUUGGCUGGCAUUAUGUUAGUAGUGCUUUUCAUGCUCGCAGUCCAACCUUCUGCUGUUUGUAGAUAUUUAAGGUGCUGCUGAGUGGGUGAGUGACACUUGGUGCUCACUGGGAAGUAAAACUCAAACGCCCCUCAGAGAUCUGUGCGUCUGGUUAGGACCUCACAGUCUCUUUCAUAGCAGCCCAAGUGUCAACUUAUUAUCUAAUUAUGUUUUACACUAUCAAAUGAUUGAAACAUCAAUAAUAGGCUUUCAGAUUCAUUAUUAUGUAACCCUUGAACUUUUGUAAUGUGUCCUUUUCCCUUUCUUAAGGCUGAUUUCCCAAAUGAGAGUAAUUAGGUGGGUCAAAGUUGAACAUGACACAUAGAUAAGAUAAUUUCAAAGGACCUCACCCUGUUUUGAAAGAGCUAGUUUGGUCUUUCAACUAAAAGAUUUUUUUUUCCAUGCUGAAAGACAUGUGACUGAAAUAGGUGGCUUAGCUGAUGGCAGAGAUAAUUGAUCAUAAAAUACAAAUAUAGCAGCUUGAGAGAUGACUUAGCAGUCAUCAAGAGCAUGUACUGUUCUUUCUGAGAACCUAAGUCCACUUCCCAGUACCCAUUAUCAGGUAGCUCACAACCACUUGUAACUCCAGUUCCAGGGCAUCUGACUCUGUUUUCUGACCUCGGGCACUACACUCAAGUGCACAAACCCAUACUCAUGUUUAUGUAUAUAUAAUUAAAAAUAAGAUCUUAAAAACAUACGAGUAUAAAACUUCAAUUUAACUCAACUUCUAUAACCUUUUUAUAAACAAUGGCAAAAGAACUGGGAAUCAGGACUAGAGAGAUGGAUCAGUGAAGAGCACUGGCUGCUCUUGCAGAGGACCCUCGUUUGAUUCCCAGCACACACAUGGUGUCUCACAACCAUCUAUCACUCCCACGAUGGCGUGGAAUCCACAAUCCUCCUGCUUCAGCCUUCUGAAUACCUGGGAUUGCAGACAUACACUACCACACUUGACUAACAUGCUGUUUUGUUGAUCUAAGAUUUACUGUUAUUUUCCCUUUUCUGUUUGGAGACAGAAUGCCCCAGGACAGAUUCAAGUCAUUCUCCCAGCCUUUUGAGUGCUGGGACAUGCACUAUACCAACUUGAGAUUCUGCUUCAAUGACUACUUCAAUCAGUUUUCAUUUCUGGUACCCAGAAAGUAGUAGAUGAGGAUAGUCAGAAGCAGGCUACAGGUAAACAACGUUAUCUAGACUUCAGAACUUUGCUCCAGGAAGCACCAUAGGAAAAGCAAGCCUCAUGAUGGAAAAAUGGCAUCAAAACACAUGAGAGGUAAAGUAGACACUUAAAUUGUUUAUCAGACAGAGGUGAUAAUGGCAAAAGGCUGCAGAUUUUUACUCCACUGAUAGCAGGUGAUAGCGUCAUGUUUGAGUGUAUUUGCUGAGUCAAGUGUAGGUGGGAAAAGAAGGCUACCUGGGGAGGGACUACUCCCAUUCCUGCCCACAGCAGCAUGUCAACCUGAGUUACUGAACUUGGAUCUGGGUAGAAGAAUGCAAAACAUAGACCUUGCUACUGUGUUGUGGGAAAUGAAGAAAGUGUAAAAGAAUUUAAAGGGAUAAGUAGAAGAAAGUAAGGUAGGUCCUCUGGGAGGAACAGUCAACUCCUAUUUGACAAGUCAGGGGUGGUUCCUGGAGGGAAAACUCUAAGGCUGAGACCUGAAAUAUCGCAAAGACCAGAAGGGAGAGAAGAAUGUUCCUAAAGAACAAAACUAUGAUGAGGAGCCUCUUUGCCUUUCCUCCGCCAUCGUGCGCCGUCUGCCCGCCUCAGCUUCUCGCCGUGUCUUCUCACAAGACUUUCAGAAUCAAGCGAUUCCUUGCCAAGAAACAAAAGCAAAAUUGUCCUAUUCCUCAGUGGAUUCGGAUGAAAACUGGCAACAAAAUCAGGUACAACUCCAAGAGAAGAUACUGGAGGAGAACGAAGCUGGUUCUGUAAGGAGUCAACAAUGGCAAGACAGCUCACGCUGAAUCGUGGUCCUCGAUGAGUGUUGUAAGAUGGAGUUCAACAUUUUCAACCUGGAGAC